UCAAUAUUUAAUGAUGUUACAACAAUUUUAGUGGCUCUUGUUGUCUUAUUAAUUAUUGGAUAUGUCAUCUCAAUGCAGGAACGAUCUGGAAUACCUCCUGGACCACCAUUUUGGCCAGUUGUGGGGAACAUGUUGGAUAUGCGAGGCAAACUCGUAGGUAAGAGACAUAGAUAUUAUGCCGAACUUCAAGAAAAAUAUGGCGACAUCUUUCGUAUUUAUUGCGGCGACCAGUUGUUGAUAGUUUAAAUGACUUUGAAUCUAUAGAAGAGGCUUUUGUUAAGCAGAAGGACCGGUUUAGUACUCGUCCUAUAGAGAAGUUAUGGGUGAUGAAACAGCUCGGCAAAGGUGGGAACGGGAUCAUCUGGGCUAAUGGACAAGAUUGGAAGAAUGUGAGACGCAUGUCACUCCGUAGUCUUCGCGAUCUAGGGGUGGGAAAAUCAACCCUGGAAGAACAGAUUAAGGAAGAAACUAACAUCAUUUUGGACUUUUUAUCAAACUGUGAAGACAAACCAAUUAAAGUCCAUGAAUUGAUGAUGAAAGCCACAACCAACAUCAUUAGUAUAGUUGUGUUUAGUAAACGGUAUGAUUAUGGUGAUCCCGAAUUUCUUCAGAUCCUUAAGGUUCUAGAAGAUGGAUUUGGUGAUAUGGUCUUUUUUACACCCGUUCAUCGUUUUCCUAUGCUUCGUUUCAUACCUUUCAUAGCCUCACAAAUGUUGGCAGGACGAAAUGCCAUGAUGGCGGUGGAACAGUUGAUUGCUAAACACAUUGAAAAGCGCAGGCAGGUUUUUGAUAAAGAGGAUAUAAGUGAUUUGAUAGAUGUAUACUUCGACACGUGUGCUAACAAGGAGUCCAGUACCAUUAGUGAAAGUAACAUGAGAAGAAUCAUUUUGGAUCUGUUUUUUGCUGGUUCUGACACAACAGUCACUACGCUGGACUGGGCAUUUCUCUAUAUGGUCCUUCAUCCGGAAGUCCAGAAGAAAUGCCAAGAGGAAAUUGAUAGCGUGGUCGGCGAUGACCGUAUGGUUGACUGGUCUGAUAAGUCUAAAUUGUCUUACAACGAAGCGACACUUCUGGAAGUACAACGUCUAGGAAACGCACUACCAAUGUCACUACCUCACACCACUGUCAAAGAUACCAAAGUUAAAGGAUAUCUUAUCCCAGAAGGUACCUUAGUUUAUGCAAAUCUGUACGCCUGCCAUCUUGAUUCUAGAUACUGGAAGGAACCCUUGAAAUUUAAACCAGAGAGGUUCUUAGAUGGCUCCGGAAACGUAUCCAAACCUCCUGUUACCUUUAUGCCAUUUUCAACAGGUCCACGGAUGUGCCCAGGAGAACCACUUGCUAGAAUGGAACUAUUUCUGUUUUUCACAAAUAUCCUACAGAGAUUUUCUGUGUCGCUUUCCGGUGGUGAGAAGCCCAGUAAUGAUGGAUUUUGUGGAAUGCGCAUGUCAACACCAGAAUAUACUAUCCAUGCUACACGUCGAUAAGUUUUCUGUAAACUUGUUAAUUAGUUUGCCUCAAACGGAGCAGAACAGUAGGACGUUAAACCCAAUUUCAUUUCAUAUAUAUAGCUUAGUUGUAAUUACUUAUGUUUUGUCAAUAUGUUAAAGGAGCUAAGUCCGUAACUCAAAAUCCUCCAAAAUCUUCGACAUCGAAAACACGAAUUAUUGGUCAAUUUAAAUCAACAUUGAUGAUGUAAACUUACCGGGAAAAGAUGAGCCUCUGAUAUCCGAUAUUUAAGAUAAAAUAAUUUUUUUAACAUUGGUACACAAUCGUGUACCAUAAUGCGCUUCAGCCCCAGUUGUAUUGAGAGACUCGAGGGACGAGGCUAGACACAUUGCACCAAAUCAAAUGGAGUUAUGUAGACUAGAAUAACUAGACGCUAGACAUUUGCACUCGAUUGAGAUUGCUGACUUAUUUCGCUGAUUUGAAAUUGGAGUAAAAACGGAAACCAUUAAAUGUAAAUCAGUUUAUAUACAUUCAUAUUACAGUAUUAUAUGCGUUGCGACCCACUUUUGUGAAUUUUUAGGUCCCAAAUGUUAGCGAUUUAGCUCCUUUAAUAUGGUCGUAUCUUGUUCUUGUCCCUUGGCAAUCUUACAGGGGUUUUCUGUAUCAGCUUCCGGCACGGUGAAAUUUGGUACAUGGGUAUGUCGACACCAGGAUAUACCUCUUGCCGAACAGCUAAAUCUAUUUUUAAGGGUAUUUCAAUUUUUGUCAAGGUCGUUGAGAUGUAAAUAAGGUUAGAGCCCGUGAUUCUUGGCGAGAUGGUAGGUUAGGGUAAGCAUUGGGGUUAGGUCCAGGGUUAGGGUUGGGAUUAGCGCUAGCUAUGUUUACAUCUCGUAACCUCAGACGAAAAACUGAACUGCACCUUAUCAUUUAGCACUAAUCCUCGAUGUGUUUUCUGUAAACCUAUUUCAUUGUAUGGCUUUGUUCCCGUGUCACAUGUGUGUACGUCCACAUGUUCUUCGACCUAUGCUCAGUUCACACUUACUUUUUUACAAAACGGAAGAUAUGAAUCUUCAAGUACUGGUUACAUAUUUUGAAUAGUGAAAACUGUUUUAUUUUGCUGAACUGUUUACAAACUUUGUUAGAUUUCCAUAAUGAUAGUAAAACACACGAUAGUCAGGAGUGGUUAAUUUGUAUUAAAAAUGAGUUAAAUGUAUUUGGUUUAAUGUAUAUUUUUACCGAGUAUAAUGAAAAAUAUUUACUUGCUAUUAUUAAUAUAAAUCUAACAAUUAUAUCCACAAAUAAUGUAAGUAGGAAAUGUGAACUGUACCGUAACAUUGUUACAACAUUUGAUUUACAAUAUUAUCUAAGGAACCCCUAAUCAAAUCUAAGUAAACAAGUAUUAUUUAAAUUCCUCCAACGUGGUUUCCCCUUGUCAGUGAUGCAGGACGGAGGGCCUGACAAGGACAGCUAGUCCUUCCGAUGAGACGAAAAACCGAGGUCCCGUGUAAACAUUGGAAUGCACGUAAAAGAUCCCUUAGCAGUUGGAAUUCGAUAUAAGAGUAGGCGAUAGUGCCGCUGCCCGGGCAAAAUUUCCCUCAUAGCACACUGUAUGGCGUAUGCCCGUCUUCAUUAGCCCAGUAUAGGAGCAGAACAGUAGGACGUUAAACCCCAUUUCAUUUCAUUAUUUAAAUUCCGCACGUCUUCUCACCUUCUAAAUAUUGAGAAUGGACGAUACUGUAAAAUACCAGUAGAUGAACGUAUAUGUCUAAUUUGUGAUAGUCACGACACUGAAGAUGUCCUGAGGUGUCCUGUUUAAAAAUCUAUCAGAGAACAAUAUCUUAAACGGUAUUGUUUUGUAAGACCUUCAGUAUUUAAACUCGCACAUUUGUUUGCAUCAAACAAUGUAAAUGAGUUGAAUAAGCUAAGUAAUUUGUUAAAACAGGCUUUGUGUUUAAGAAAAAGUUUAAUUACGGUUUGGUAGUUGAUUAUUUAAUUUAUUUAAUCAUUGCUGUUCUCAAAGACUCUGUGCCAUCA
Molecule: messenger RNA, 3480 nt
Organism: Patella vulgata (common limpet)
Lineage: Eukaryota; Metazoa; Mollusca; Gastropoda; Patellidae
Product: cytochrome P450 2D3-like
Exons: 1
Coding region: 327-1484 (385 amino acids)
Biological process (GO): xenobiotic metabolic process
Cellular component (GO): cytoplasm; intracellular membrane-bounded organelle
Molecular function (GO): heme binding; oxidoreductase activity, acting on paired donors, with incorporation or reduction of molecular oxygen, reduced flavin or flavoprotein as one donor, and incorporation of one atom of oxygen; iron ion binding
Source: RefSeq, a predicted model, not a curated record